GAGUACCUAACAUACUUAAGUUUAGGUAGCGCCUAAUAGGUAAGCAGGCAGUUAAAAUACUGCGGGGAGAGGAAAUGUUUUUCUUAGCUUUCUUUCUGUCAAAUGUUCUUAGCUGAACCGUAAUCUAAAUUCGAAAGUCACAAGUGGUCGAUUUACCUACUGAUUGUGCUGUGUUGUACAAGGUACUGUGUACCUAACGGACUAAGUCACUUACGGAUAAGCCUAGAGCGGUCAAGUCAGGCAGGAAUCCAGCUUCCGCUUGCAGACUCCAAUGCCGCGCCGCGUUGACCAUCGCAACAUCGUCAAUCAUUAGCAAGCAAAAUUCAGCACUUCUAAAGAAUAGCCAUCCCCUACAUUACUUGACUCCGUAUUACUGGCCACAUCGCACGUCUCUGGCAUAUAUUUUCAUUCCAUGUACUCUCUAAUCUGUACAUACUCUUUGUCCGCGCUUCUUAUUUGAGCAACAUUUUGCGCGCGAGGGCGACGGUUCUUUGUGCCUUUCCGUGCACGACUUCUUCGGUCCCCGCCCGCCCCCAGUUUGCACCUUUCCCUCUCGGCCAACCUCGAUCACUUCUCACGAUCCAUGACAAACGAUAUAACAGACCCGGCGGUAAAGCGCAAUGCUUAAUCCCCAGAUGCAGGGUGGCUGGGGAGUCGGCCAGAUGCCGAACCCGCCUAGCAACCCAUUCAGCAACCCGGCGUCCACCCAACCGGCCAACCCGUUCGCUCCGCCCAAGGUUAACCCAUUUUUGCAAGGACAGUCCAGCGGCGCAACACCCACGCCAAAUCCUUUCCUAGCAAAUUCUGCUCAACCUCCUCCUUCAUCGAAUUCUUCGAUGCUGCAGACCCUGACCCAAAUGGCGAAAGGGCGGCAUGAUGACUUCCGGAUGCCAAGUAAUAUGAAGAAUCCCUUUGAGAAGAAAAACGCGGACUCUGCUAUAAACACGAACGGCCAAUCUACCGCUCCUCCUUUUAACUUGAAGCCAAAUCCAUUUAGUGGCUCUAGUAAUGGGCAAUCUUCCAACACGCACAACCCGUUUUCGACGCCGACAACUAAUGGUGCCGAAGUACGACCUUCACCUUUUAGCCAACAUGAUUCAACACCUAAGCUCGAAUCAUUCGGCCGACCUAGCUUUACACAGACAUCCAACCCGACAACUACUUCCGACGACAUUUCCUCGAAACCAAACCCCUUCUUGAAACCAACGCCGACACCUACCAGUGAAAUCCAGGCCUCAGCUACGACUGGUGUCAAUGGACUAAAAAAAGCUUCCGAAUAUGUGCAACCAGCGUGGCCAAAGCCGGCACAAUCUACUAAUUCCACACCAACGAAUAGCACAACACUUACAAAUCAAGUUAACGGGAAGCGAAAGAGUGGUGAUGAUAUCCAGCGGAGGAAUAAAUUAUCACGGAAGUCGCCAGGCCCAGAAAAUGCCUAUAAUCAAUUCCAGUCCCCUGCCCAGGGUAAUAAGAAGGACACUUCGACUGAAAAGGACGUGCCAGGAAACCCGAAAUUCAAUCAAGAUCGAGAUGAGUUCGCUAAAAAGAUUCGAAACCAGUUAGCCAAGGAUAAAAUCAGACCGCCGCAAUGGCCCGAGAACCCAGGGAGCUUUGCCCAACGCCAGGCAAUAGAGCGUUUUCGUGAAACUUAUAAGGCGUACCGGGAAAGGGCGCGAAAGUCGCUCACGCGAGCUGGUCUGAUCGACGAUCCGGACAAAAGGCGAAGGCUCGACGAGGCGCUUGUGUUCAAGGGAAUCUGCGAGGAUAUGUGUCCUGAGUGGGAGCAAGUGACUCGUAUUGUCGAGCACGAUAUCAGAGGACCAGAAAAGAGUAGAGAUGAUAAUGGCGAUCUUGUCGCAAUACCCUCACUUAUGGUCAAACGACUUGCUCGUUCAGCGGCAGGGCAAGAUGCACCCCUCCCCAUGGACGUGCGAUCCGUUCGGACCCUCUGCCGCACUUUGGAUUAUUUGAUCGAUCUUGUUUCGUCGGAUGACCUAUUACCGCAACGUCAUAGUUUCCUUUGGGACCGAACUCGAGCCAUUCGAAUAGACUUCUCAUUCCAGAAGUACGCUAUGACGCCUGACGAGAUACUGGAUCAGAUUUAUUGCCUUGAGACCAUCACUCGUUUUCACGUUACGUCGCUUCAUCUUCUUUCUCAAGAUGGCUUCGCUCCCACGGACUUUUCGGAGCAACAGGAAGUCGAGCAACUAAGCAAGACUUUAAUCUCCCUAAUGGAAGUGUAUGACGAUUGUGCACAUCAGGGGAUCGAGUGUAAAAACGAGCCCGAGUUCCGGGGGUAUUUUAUAGUAUUCAAUGCCUACAAUCCGGCGCUCAUGGAAAGAAUAGAAGGCUGGGAUGUUCGGUUUGGAAACGCCGAAGGCAUAAAAUCCGCAAUAGCUAUCGUCCAAUGCAUCGACAAUAUCCGUAAAAUGCAGGGCCCUCUGCAUCCAGAAACAUACAGCCAACUGGCUAUUGAUGCGAUCUCGAUAUUCUUCAAGCUCAUCGCCCAUCCGGCAGUUUCAUAUACCAUGGCCUGCUUUGCCGAGAUACAUUUCAACAACGUGCGAAAAGGGAUAUUAAAAGUUAUGAGGAAAUCGUUCUCGAGGCCUCGGUUCGGCCCCAAAGACCUGACUCCGCCCGUUUUGAAGAAAUACCUACACACUGAUACGGAAGAAGAGGCAGUUGAGUUUUUCAAAAAGCAUGGUUUUCAGUUUCAUGAAGAUGGGUAUGCUAUUUUCUCCCAAAGCACGGAGUAUAUCGAUGCUCGAGUACGGCAUUCCUUCUCAGGGGACAUAGUAGAGCGUAAACGUUCUAGACGAUCCCUUCCCGACGUCAUUCGUACAACUGUCUUCGAGGAGAAUAUCAUGGCAAUAACUAGCUCAGAUGAAUCUUCCGAGGAAAGCUUAUUUGUCAGUGAUUCCCAAGACGUCCCCCCAGCGGAUAACAGCCGUCAAGGGCACGAGAAACCUGAUGGAUAUGGUCGCCAGGCAGAAGGCAGUCAACCUACCCCAUCUCCCGGCCCCCUGACCGCAGCAAGCCCAUAUGCUCCUCUGCAAACCUUUGGGAACCAUACUAUCACCAAGCCGACAACUACCGUUCCCUUUAAGCAGUCUCCCUCUCCACCACCCCCCAACACGAUACCUAUCUCUCAGGGGGUUUUUUUUACUCCAGUCUCCGCCCAAACUAGCGGAGGCUCUAGGACCGAACCCGCAAACUCCGCUCCUAAGGAACAGCAGCCUAGCUCGCUCUUUGCGCAAACAGGCAACCCUAUGACCCCUAGCACUACGAUCACCGACAACGAUAUUCCACGGUUGAAAUCCACCAUAACUGGUGCUAAUAAAAGUUCAAAUAAAGAUGGGAAGGAUUCCGACGCAAAUUCUAAGGUUAUAUUCGGAGGCAAUGUUUCAUCAGCACAAGCAGCCCAACCCACAGCAGGCGUGUCAGAUCCAAACUUCUUCAGUUUUCUAAACAGCGACAAAGACCUAUCGAUUCCACCGACUAAGUCUCUCUUCGCGAAUCUUGGAGCAAAAGCUUCCGACUCGUCGAACAAAGAUAGAUCACAACCCCCUGCACCCUCUAGUUUAUCUGCCACCCCAGAAUCGAUAUCAAAAUCCAUUAGCUCAUCAAAAUCUAUCAGUAGUACGGUUCAACCUACAACGGCCGGCCUUUUUUCUACACUCCCGCCACUCAUGAAUGGCACACCCUUAGGUACCUCUGAGGCCAGUAAACAAAGUUCCCUUGCAAAUCAGCCAUCAAUAUUUUCACAGCCAACCUCAAAUCCUACCUUUACAUCACAACAACCCCUUCCUAAAAGCUUUCCUGCUCCUCGAAGUACAGCCCAGAAGAACCCGAUGAGUGACUUCGCUCGUUGGUUUGUUUGUGCGGAUAGAGGGUUAAUGGAAACACAUCUUCAAGAAUUUGCAGUUACUCACAUCUUAAAGAGCAUUUGGGACGAGUUUCAUGCUGCCGAAGUUGAGCGCAUACAAAGGGAAGAAGAAGAAAAGGUCAAUGCUGAAGUGCGGAACUUCAGAGAGAACAGUCUCAAACUGAAAUACUUUUGGCGUUGGCAUAAUGGUUUUCGUAAACGUCAACGUAUUAGACGUAUGAAUCAAGAAAAAGAGAAAGCCAGUCAAUGGAGAUUACCUGAAAAUGUAGCAAAACGUGAGCGCGCUGCUAGGGAGAAGCAGAAUAAAAUUGUUCAGCAAACGACGGAUUCGAUGCUAAGGAGAAGCCAGCACAGAGUCGACGAAACGGCCCAACUAAGGGCAUCAACUAGGCUAAGUCUCGAAUGGAGAGGACGGGAAACAGCAGACACUCUAACAGAACUGCAUGUCCAAUCAUCAAGUCCGGAAUCACAGUCACGGAGCAUCGAAGAAGCACUGCUUGCUACUGGUGUUUUUAAUGGGGUGACAGAUGAAAGAGCAGCAGCUCGAUACGCAGCUAGGGAUUAUGAUACUGAAACCCAGGCGAAUCUGAUCCAGGAGAGGAAGAUGCGAUUAAGGGCUGAAAACAGGAGCCGAAUUGAACGCGGAGUCCAUCGGCUCAAAGAGCUGCCAGAGCCGAAGAUCUACAAAGAAGGGUCAAAGACAGCAAUGCUCAGGGCUCGCUGUCGCGGUACUGGUGGAGAUACCUUGUCCACAUCAACCGGGAGCCUUCGUAACUCAACUUUUAGCUCGAGUUAUCGCUCAAGUGUCGGCUAUAAUACCGGUCGAGUAUCAAAAUCCCGAUCGAGAGUUGCAGAUCCAUAUUGGACUUUGAAAGCCAGAGGGCUUGUCCGAAUGCCGAACGGCGAAUUCUUGCACGAGUCAAUAGCAUUGCCUAUGUUGCGAGAAGGGAAACGAAUUCCUGGCUUUGGAGAUUAUGGAUUACCAGCUGCCGAGGAAGCACCUCCCAGCCAGUCGCCGCCACCGGCACUAAGCAGUCUAUCUUCGCCAUUCAUACGAGCCGAUGAGUUAGGAGUAAGCCAGAUCAGCAGUUCACCCUCAGAGACCCGGAGCCAGAAGCGAAAACGCCGCGCAAACGAAAGCUCGCCUAUAAAUGGAAUUGAGUCGCCUGCCAAUACGAAACGAGCCAAGAGUGGAGAUGCAAAAACCAGCUCGCUUACAGACGCCGAUGAGCACCUUGCCGAUAUCGCGAAUUUCUUAGCAAUGGUUGAAGGGAGGGCCUCGGGACUUGGAAAUUCUUGAUGAGGCCUACAGAAGGGAGUUAGAGGCGUCAUAAUAAUAAUAAGUCGAGCAAAUGGAUAUAGUCAAUGGCAUAAAGGGUCAUAAUCACUCGAUGCUAUUUUGGAAAUGGCAUUGGCACAGGAUGCAUCCUUGGUGAACGUGAUUGGCAAGAGGGUAUCGAAGAAGCAGAAAAAGACACGAUAAUUGAAAAAGAAAUAAUUGUCUAAUCGAAUGGGCAGACGUGGACAGCCAAAUGGGAUUGUUGUUGUCACCGUCAUUAUCGUCAUCAUUAUCGCAUCAUUCAUGAAUCGGCGUUACCAGAGGGUCGUGCGAAAGAAGAAAAAACAUCAACCGAUACGAGACCAUGAUUUCUUGUUAUUACUAUUGCUACAACGGCUUCUUUUCAUACCGGGAUGAACCUUUCCGGCCGGCAAAGUUAGGCCUUUUAUUUAUUUAUCAAUUGUAUACUUGAGAUACCCGUAGGUGUAGUAGGGACCCGACAUUGCAUAGAAAAGGGGUUGGGUUAGGUUGGCAAUUGGGAAUUUAAAGAAUACAUACAUACAUACAUGUACGGCACAAUACACGGCAUGGCGAUGGGAUGGAUAUAUCUUUUUGAAUCUAACCAACUUUUGUUUGACGCUAUGUUAUGAUCUUGACGCUUUAUGUAUAAUGUAUAUUCGUCUAUCUACGUGAAAAAUUACACAACAGGGC
Molecule: messenger RNA, 5876 nt
Organism: Daldinia decipiens
Lineage: Eukaryota; Fungi; Ascomycota; Sordariomycetes; Xylariales; Hypoxylaceae
Product: SAC3/GANP/Nin1/mts3/eIF-3 p25 family-domain-containing protein
Exons: 2
Coding region: 621-5186 (1521 amino acids)
Biological process (GO): mRNA export from nucleus
Cellular component (GO): cytoplasm; transcription export complex 2; nucleus
Source: RefSeq, a predicted model, not a curated record